Molecule: messenger RNA, 1023 nt
Organism: Penicillium brevicompactum
Lineage: Eukaryota; Fungi; Ascomycota; Eurotiomycetes; Eurotiales; Aspergillaceae
Product: isopenicillin N synthase family dioxygenase
Exons: 3
Coding region: 1-1023 (340 amino acids)
Molecular function (GO): dioxygenase activity
Source: RefSeq, a predicted model, not a curated record
AUGUCCUCUGAUCCAGUACAAGAGAUCCACCCUGCAUCAACUGCAGUCGACCAAGACGAGCUGAAGAUCCCACUGAUUGACUUUGGUCCAUUCUUCACGGGGACACCAUCAGACAAACAUGCCGUCGCACUCUCCAUCACCGAGGCAUUCAAGACAUCCGGCUUCCUCUAUCUGAAAUCACACGGAAUCCCCCCCGUCCGUCGUAUCCCGAGUAAUCAAAAAGAUGCGCUGGGUUGGACGACCCCACAGUCGAACCGUGGUUACGUCGCCAUCGGACGGGAGAAAUUAACCACCGUCGACGAAACGAAUAGCGAUACCCUGCGCGCCUCCGUACCCGAUAUCAAAGAAACCAUGGAGAUUGGUCGCGAAGUCAAAGAUCAGCCCAACCACUGGCCAGACCUGUUUGAUGACGAUGGAAAAGACUUCAAAGAAACCAUGCAGGCAUUCUUCGAAAUGGGGAAGACCCUCCACAAGCAUAUCAUGCAAGCCAUUGCACUGGGGAUGAAUCUCCCAGAACACUUCUUCGAUGACUUCAUCGGCAUGGGUGACAAUAAUCUGCGACUACUUCACUAUCCGCCCGUCAGCCAAGAAGUUUUCCAAAAUAAUCCUAAUCAAGUGCGAGCUGGCGAGCAUAGUGAUUAUGGCUCGAUCACGCUGCUCUUCCAGGAUAGACAUGGGGGCUUGCAAGUGCGUAGUCCGAAGGGGACUUUCGUGGAUGCUACGCCGAUCGCUGAUACCAUUGUUGUGAAUGCUGGGGAUCUUCUUGCUCGGUGGUCUAAUGAUACUAUCAAAAGCACUCGUCAUCGGGUGAUCCAACCACCUAGGCCUGUGGGUGAGAGUCCUGGUGAUGGUCACCAGACCUACCCUGCGCGCUACAGCAUUGCCUACUUCUGUAAUCCGGAUGACGACAAGUUGAUCGAAGCUCUGCCUGGGACAUACGGUGAGGCUGCCCAGGUGGACAAGAAGUAUUCCGAUAUCACGGCGGGUGAAUACCUAGUUCAGCGCUUGACAGCCACCUAUUAA